CGUGUGUUUAGGAAGAAAUCCCCUCUCGCGAGUGCCAAGCGUUAGUUUAAGGUCUGCAGCUGACAGGGCAGUGUCUUAUGUGACUGUGAGGCGUUAACAUCUGGUUACAAGGAUCCGUUUCUGUGGAUAUUUUCAUCAUGCAAACAGUUGUCUUUAUCUGUUUUCUGGUCACAUUGCUGUACCUUGUGUCGUGUUGUGAUGAGGACACACAUUACUGGAAGCAAGAUAAAUGCUGCAAGAAGUGUGGACCAGGUAAGAGGAUGCUGAAGGAUGACAACUGUGACGACCCACGCUGUCAGGACUGCCUGGACGGAGAGUAUCAGAGCGGCUUCACCAGCGACACCAAAUGUGAACGCCAGCCCAGCUGUGACCCCAAUUUACAUUUUCAGCCACAAAUGAAUCCCAGUAAGACCAGUUUAAGCAAAUGUCAGUGUGAAGCUGGAUACUACUGUACGCAAGAAGACGACUGUGACACUUGUAGGAAACGCACAGUUUGCAAGGCAGGAGAGAAAAUCCUCAUAGAAGGUUCACAGUUUGGCGAUACUGUGUGUGAGCCAUGUAAAAAUGGAACAUUCUCCACCCAUGAGUCAGCUGUCACUUGCAAGGAAUGGACAAUAUGUGAACAUGGAUUUGAUAAAAACGCUCCUGGCAGUUCAACCUCAGACCGAAUCUGUGUGGAUGAUAGACGCGCUCACAGAGGUGCAGUUGUGGUUGGAGUUGUAGCACUUCUGCUCAUCUUAAUUGGAAUUGCUGCAACAUUAUACUUCACAAAAGGAAAUAAAUGCUGGAAAGAGCUCCACAAACACUUCAAUAAAGGAAGAUCGCAUGAACAUCUAGAUGUUGAGAAACCAAUCUAUCAACAGCCUGUGGAGGUCGAUGAACCCGUGAGCCCCUCACCAAGUAACGUGACUGAAAAUGGAAAUGUUGUAGAACAAGAGAGGGGCAAAGAACCUGUCUAUCCAAGUGCUGAAUCAAAUUCAUAUUCAUAUUCAUAUUCAUAGAGCAAAGUCUUCUACAAAGUACAGAUAGCUGUCCUCCCAUCAUGUUACAACCAUCAACAUAUAGAGCAUUACAUUGGGAAGCACUGCUUUACUCUAAGGCCUGGUUCACACGGGACGAUUUUAAAAUUGUCGGCCGAUUUUCCAAAUAUGAGAGACCCCACACACAGCGAUAAAAAAUCACGGAUCUAACAGUUUUGGUCGUUCCGUGUGUGGUGUGCAGCCACACGGCAAAAUCAACACAUCACACACGAACCGAUUUGACUCCCGAGCAUUCCCAGGUCAGACUGGAAAUCUCGCAAAAUCCCUCGAGAUCAAACGUGACUUUAGAGUAAACAAUCAUGGCGGACGAAGAGGAUGCAGUGGUCAUAGUUUGUGCUUUGUUUUUAACGGGAAAAAACAUAAGAAAAACAAGAAAAGGCGAUGGUCAAAGAGGUGGAGACAACGCGAGCAUGGACUAUACUUGCUAUAUCAUAAUAUGGAGAUAAGUUGUUGUUUUAUCUCAUAGAAAUGUUGUUACGUACUACACAGAUUAAUAACCGUUGAAAUAAACGUUCAUAUAUUCGUUUCCAUGUACUCUGGUGGACUGCAGUUGUGGAUGUAGUUAUGCCCAUCGACUUUAUUUGUAUUUGUUAUAUUAUAUACGCCGGCUGUUUUGAUUUUGUUUCCCGGUACUAUCACUGCCUCGUCACCUCGCUUUCUGAUUGGCUACACCCACAGUCCACAGGCUGCGUGAUUGUUUGUCCUCGGGGGACACCACAAACGAGAAGAAAUCGGGCCAAAUAAAUCCAACAUGUUGGAUAUCCCCGAUUUGAGAUCGGAGCGGUCCCGACAUUCUUCCGAGCAGAGGAGAGCAGUCUUAACACACCACACACGGCAGGAAUAUUUGAUCAGAUUAUUUUACGAUAAUCGGAGCAUCCUAAAAUUGUCGGAAGGGGUGAAUCGGGGCUAAAAUCGGUCUAAUUAUCCUGCCGUGUGAACCAGCCUUAAGUUUCCCAAAAGCAGCAUUUCUCUUACACAGUUAUGACUGAAACAGUAGCUAUACAUCUUGAGCUUUGUUUUUUUUUAAACAUAUAAAUAGAAAAUAAUUAUUGCUGCUGAAAACCUUUGCCGUUGUAUCGUUACUUGCAUCCUGCGAUUGCUACGAAAUGCUGCAUACCCUCCAUGCAUUCAACACUAGUGCUGAAUAGAAGAGCAAGAAAGAAAAGAAGUGAACAUUCCCUCAGUAUGAUAAGAAAAAGUCUCACAGCAACACCAAUGUGAUACACACAUGCAUCUCGAUGCUUGGCACUUUAUAUUCAGGAUGGCACACUUUGAAGGUUAUUCAGUUAAUGUUUUCCUAAAUGCUUGUAUAACUUAAAAAUGACGUGUCCGUAAGGAUUGAAAAUAAUGUGCUGCAGAAGUGUGAGAUCAUGUAUUCAUGUAUAUUAUGUUUUAAAUGUUUUGUCUGAGAUCAAGAUAACAAUGACAUUUCAACUGUUAAAUGUUGUGGAAGCUCGGUUGCUUUGUAUUUUGUGUAAAUAUUUCUUUUGUACAUAAGCAUUGUUGUGAAUGUUGUGUUGUACUGUGAAAUGAUUUGUAAUUCUCUGUAUAUAUUAAAUAUUUCUUGAUUCUCCCUGAAUACUAA
Messenger RNA from Carassius gibelio (silver crucian carp), 2625 nucleotides. Its product is annotated as tumor necrosis factor receptor superfamily member 5. Gene Ontology annotation, biological process: response to type II interferon; TRIF-dependent toll-like receptor signaling pathway; positive regulation of transcription by RNA polymerase II. Lineage: Eukaryota; Metazoa; Chordata; Actinopteri; Cypriniformes; Cyprinidae. The record is from RefSeq and is a predicted model, not a curated record. The transcript has 9 exons. Bases 138 to 1001 code for a protein of 287 amino acids. Gene Ontology annotation, molecular function: CD154 receptor binding; antigen binding. Gene Ontology annotation, cellular component: CD40 receptor complex; external side of plasma membrane.